AUGUCCAUGAAAACCAAAAUCAAGUCGUUCUUCGACUCAGGUAGACAAUAUGCCGUUGUUGGGGCAUCCAAAAAUCCCUCCAAGUUUGGUUUUAAGAUCCUUUCAUGGUAUGUUUCUCGUGAAUUGCCAGUAGUGCCGGUCAACCCUAACGAACCUGAGAUUCUCGGCCAAACUGUGGUUUCUUCAGUAACUGAGAUCCUCGAGGCACUCAAAUCCAAUCAAGAUAUCGUUCACCACAAACUCUCACAAGCCAACGGCUUGAGCAUCUCAUUCUUGACACCUCCACCUAUCACGCUUAAGACUUUGGACGAAAUCGCCAGUUUCCCUGACUACAAGAGCAUCGUCAAAGGAUUGUGGUUCCAACCCGGUAGCUACGACCAGCUGGUAUUGGAGAAGGCUCAAGAUAUUGGCUUGUACGACAUCACCGUACACGAGGACGAAUGUAUCUUGGUGAGAGGAGACGAAGGCAUGUAUAGUGCCAACUUGUAA
This is a messenger RNA of Sungouiella intermedia, 489 nucleotides long. The record is from the annotation of a GenBank genome assembly. NCBI's taxonomy places the organism in Eukaryota, Fungi, Ascomycota, Pichiomycetes, Serinales, Metschnikowiaceae.